AUGCAAGCCUCAUAUAACAAUUAUGGCUACUACAACUACAACACCCCAAAAACCACUCCCAAAAGUGCUCCCAAGAAUAUCAUGAACGUAAUAGACUCGUGUUGGCGUGGCAAGUCCAGUUGGGCAAACAAUCGCCAAGCCUUGGCCAACUGCGCAAAGGGUUAUGGUAAAGACGCCUUGGGAGGGAAAUAUGGGAGAAUCUACACCGUCACAAACCCGUCCGACGACCCGGUGAACCCGAAACCCGGCACUCUUCGUUACGGCGUGAUCCAAACGAAGCCGCUUUGGAUUGUUUUCGCCAAGGACAUGGUCAUUAAGCUCAAGAAUGAGCUGAUUGUGAAUAGUUAUAAGACCAUAGAUGGGAGAGGGGCUAAUGUGGAGAUUGCGUACGGACCAUGCAUAACGGUACAAGGGGUUAGCCAUGUGAUCAUACAUGGGAUUAGCAUCCAUGAUUGUAAGCCUGGCAAGCCCGGCAUGGUUCGGAGCUCACUGACGCAUGUCGGGAACCGCGGUGGGUGCGACGGCGAUGCCAUUAGCAUUUUCGCUUCUUCCCACGUUUGGAUUGACCAUUGCUUUCUCUCACGUAGCAGCGAUGGGCUCAUUGAUGUGAUUCACGCUUCUACUGCUGUCACUAUUUCUAACAACUUCUUUUCUCAGCAUGAUAAGGUAAUGCUGCUUGGACACAGUGACAAAUUUACCGCUGAUAAAACAAUGAAGGUCACAAUAGCCUUUAACCGCUUUGGUCCUGGACUUAUUGAAAGAAUGCCAAGGGUGAGAUUUGGGUAUGCCCACGUGGCGAACAAUAGGUACGACCAGUGGAAGAUGUAUGCCGUUGGUGGCAGUGCAAAUCCCACAAUUUUCAGCGAAGGGAACUACUUUGUGGCUCCUACGAAUAGUGGUGCCAAAGAGGUUACCAAAAGAGAGGCGGUUAAUAAAGGUUGGAAAAAUUGGAAAUGGAGAUCCUCAAAGGAUGUGUUCCAAAACGGUGCUUAUUUUGUUCAAUCUGGAUGGGGAACUUGUUAUCCAUAUUACACUCCAUCUCAGUCAUUUCCGGUUGCUCAAGGCUCCAUGGUUCCCGCUUUGACUUCCAAUGCUGGUCCUCUUCCUUGUGUUGUUGGUAAACCAUGUUAG
Messenger RNA from Morus notabilis, 1131 nucleotides. RefSeq names its product putative pectate lyase 2. Bases 1 to 1131 code for a protein of 376 amino acids. NCBI's taxonomy places the organism in Eukaryota, Viridiplantae, Streptophyta, Magnoliopsida, Rosales, Moraceae. Gene Ontology annotation, molecular function: pectate lyase activity. The record is from RefSeq and is a predicted model, not a curated record. The transcript is spliced from 3 exons.